CUCGGGAAAACCCAGGCGGGCGAGGCGCUUUGAUAUUGCGACGCCGUUUAGCCCGGUUACCCUCGUCUCUUUUUUCUAUACACUAUCUCUACCAUCGUUACCUUCGUUACGACUCGUCGGUUAUCUUCACCCUCGGCUUCCUCGUCGCUCUAUCGGCAGCACAGGCGAGCGUCCAGGCGAUGUGCCCGGGCGAUGUUCGCGGCCGCCGCUGUCGCCGCCAUCGUCGUCGUCGUUGAGGCCUCGGGCUCGGCUUGGAGUCGGCGGUGAAGGCGAGAAGGCGACACAGGGGAGAGGACACACACAGGGGGUGGGUGGCAGGAGGACCGAAGGGGGAGGCCACGGGCUACGGUGGAGAGGAGAAACAAGGACAAGGAGUGGCCAGCCAAGAUGAGCGUCUCUCGUGGAGAUGCCCAGGGCCGCCAGGCCUCGAAGUCGGCCCCUGUGGUGGACGAGGCGUGCGAUUCCGGCAUCGGCUCCUUGUGCGAGGCGGACGUGGAGAGCAUCAGGGCCGGCGUGUCGCGCCUCGGGGUCGACGGCACGCAGGCCUACGCUCCGCUGGGCACCCAGGAUGACGACUGCCGCCGUGGAAACGAAACGGGCACCCAGCCUGGCACCCAGCCUGGCACGUACCCGGGCUCGUACCUCGCUACCAGCAUGGACUCUUGUGGCGGUACAUUCUUGAGCACAGACUCGGCCAUCAGUUCCAUGUGCGAAGCAGACCUCGAGACGGAGCUGAGGAGGGCAGCUGUCUCUGGCAGAGACGUGGAUCUGCGUGAGGUGGAGAGAAUCUCCGACGAGAGCACGGACAUUGAGUCGGGGGUCUGCGGAUUCGGCUGCUCCGCACAAGAGAACGACCGCUGGGCAGCCGUCAUUGCUGCGGAAGCGGACGAGGAUGGAGACACGUUUUUGCAUCAAGCUAUAAUCCACGGAGCGCCGGAUAUCGCACUGCACGUACUCUACAAGGACGUGAACAGGUGUCUUAUCGAUCAGCAAAACUAUUUGAUGCAGACACCACUUCACCUGGCUGUAGUAACAGACGAGUGGCGAUUGGCACGGUCGCUGGUCCUUGCUGGAGCCAACAUGUGUCUUCAGGACCUGCGUGGAAACACCCCACUGCACCUGGCUUGUGCACAUCAGAGCCUAGAAGCCGUUUGGGCACUGACUGAUCAACUCUCUCCCGAUGAGAUACCCAUCAAUACAACAAGUCCUAUAAUUGUCCCAUCAAGCAUGGAGAUACUGAACUACAAAGGAUCCACAUGCUUACAUCUGGCAGUCCUGAACUCCAAUGUAAAAUUAGUGGAUUACCUCGUCAGAAAAGGAGCUAACAUUGAAGCAAAGGAUCCCAAGAGUGGCCGGACAGCACUGCAUAUGGCCGUGGAACAGGAUGACAGCCUGAUGGUGUCACGUCUUGUCGAGCUCGGGGCUCAGGUCAAUGCCAUCAUGUACAACGGAUGCACUCCCCUGCACCAGGCUGUUGGGAGGAGGUUGGCCGAUUUAGCAAAAUUGCUAAUUCGUCUGGGAGCAGACGCCACCCUACCCAACCUGGAGUACGAUUCGCCACUCGACCUCGCCGAUGAUCAUGGGAUGUCCCUGUUUGCUUAUGAUGACUUGACAAUUGAAGGCCACCUGGUGAAGAACACUUUUUAAUUAAUCGUGUUUUGUUACUUACAUGCCAAACGUCUCUGAAGUACAACAUCACAUCUAAACUCGUUGGAUGGAGGUAUCGGCAGAUAUGUAAAAAUGUUGGAUAUGAGAAUGACAGUUACACCAUGCAUAAAUAGAUUGCUGGACAAAUACAUGGCAAAAUGGUUUAAACUGGGAUAUAUGAUUUUCUGACCUUUUACAAGUAAGUGCAUGUUUGUGAGAUGAGGAAUAUUGUAUAUUUCUACAUGAGAAAGUCAAAUUUGUUGCACCAUGCACAUAUUUCACUGGGUGGGGCAGUUGAUUGGUCCAGGUAGAUGUGAUGGUUGGAUAUUUACACGUCAUGUACAGUACUGCUUAAUUUAGCAGAAUUUUCAAGAGAUCAACAAAUCCACCCUAAAACUCGGUUCAUUUUUUACUGGAGCAUGCAUGUGAAUAGCUCGCUCUAGGUCCAGUACUUUGCACAUGCACACUUGUCGGUUUGAAACGUACGAGUGAUAUAACUUUAUCUAAGGCUGAUUUUACCAUUUCAAUCAUAGCUUAUAACUUAAUGCAUGUUUAAUGGUCAUUUAGAUACUUAUUUGUUUAUAAAAUAUAGGUUAGAAGUAAUACUAUAAUUUGGUUAUGUUUAAACUAGAUCUCAUGCAUUGAAAAUAUCGCAAUUUGGGAUGUAUUGCAUUACACAAUACUUUGUUUUUAUAUGUACAGAUUUACAUUGCUAUGAUUCACACCGCAUGCUUCAAUGAAAUUGGUAUGAUUACAAGUACAUAGUUAUACCUCUAGUCUGUACAGGUACAUAUAAGUGAUUAAUUAAACAUAGUACAUUGUUGUAUUUAUGACUAUAUUAUUCCAAUUUUAGUACACAAACGUUGCAUUUACUUAUUGACCAUUUUUCACAAACAAUUGGAUCAGCAUUUUUUCGAAGGUAAUGGAAAAUGAAUUGUCUACCUUUUUGUGUAAUAUUUACUUUUAAGCUUACAUUUUUCAGUGUUUCGCUUGUCCGUAAAGACAACGAAUUAGGUUUUUAUUCAGUAGUUUAUUUUGCUCCAUUAAUUUUAGCAUGUUUUAAAUGUAAUAGAGUACAAUGUAUAUAUGUGAGUUGAACUUCUUUCGCACUAUACAUAGCCAACCGUACUAAUCGGAGGUGUGGGGGAAGGACAACAAACUAAACACAACGCAGUUCUAAAGAAAUUAGUUUUCAAUAUAGAUUUAAAAGUACAUAGCUCGUGGCUUCUUAAUAUCGGAAGGAAGAGCAAUCCAGACGGCUGCAGAAGUGCUUCUGAAAGCGCGAUGAAGUGACCGUCUGUUCGAUGGACAGCCAAAAGUUGCGAUGGUUUAUGCUCCUUGACAAUGGACACGAAGUGGACAGUUUGCGUAUCGAGUCGUAGAUCAACAAAAGGGCUGUACGUGUGCAAUAGCAUGGCUCACAAUACCAAACUGUUAAUAAACAUUCUUUUGAAA
This is a messenger RNA of Lethenteron reissneri (Far Eastern brook lamprey), 3102 nucleotides long. RefSeq names its product NF-kappa-B inhibitor epsilon-like. Gene Ontology annotation, biological process: cellular response to tumor necrosis factor. NCBI's taxonomy places the organism in Eukaryota, Metazoa, Chordata, Hyperoartia, Petromyzontiformes, Petromyzontidae. The record is from RefSeq and is a predicted model, not a curated record. Gene Ontology annotation, molecular function: NF-kappaB binding. Gene Ontology annotation, cellular component: cytosol.